CACUCUCUCUCUCUUCUCUUACACACACACACACAUUUCUUUUCCUUUCUUUUCUUUUCUCUUUUGUCUCCUUUCCCUCUUCUUCCUUCUUCCUUCUUCGCACAUAUAAUCCACGCUAAUCACCCACCUCUGAACUUUCCCCAAAUUCCUCUAAUUCUAUCUCAAAAUACCCACUAACAUCAUUUUUUUUUUUUUUUGUUUAUCAAUCUAAUCUUCAAAGUUAGACUCUUUCUCUUAUUUUCUUUUCUGGGUUUUUGUUCUUUCUUCUUCAAUAACAUGCCUGCUUGGUGGGGUCGUAAGUCUAACAAGAGCAAAGAAGAUAAUCAUCAGCAAAAAACCUUAUUUUGUGAAUCAACAACAAAAACAACAACAAUAUCACCCACAAAUUCUGAUAAUAAGAAAUCACCCAGAAGUUAUGAGGAGUCAAGUCGUGGGAUUUUAUCCCCUCAUUUAAGGGGAAAUAAUAAUAACAAUAGUAAUAAUAAUAAUUAUUAUAAUCAUAAUAAUUGUAGGGAAUUUGGAAGUUCUGGAGGUGGUUCAUCUGGGAUUGAAUCAGAUGGUGGUGAUAAAAGAGUUAUGGGUCAUCCUCUUCCAAGACCAUCUAAUUCUGGGGUUGUUGCAGUUGCAGCAGCUGCAGCUGUUGUUGUUGGUGAUCAUGGAAAUGGUGGUGGAUUGAUAGCUUCUGGGUCGGCAUCCAUUUCAAGUGUUAGCUCUUCUGGUUCGAAUUCUGAUGAUCAUUCAUUUCCUCUUGAUCAACCCCAAUCUGGGGUUUUCAGUGGAAGGGCGAGGAGUCCCGGUCCUGGAUCAAGAGGAGCUACAGCUGCUACAUCACCUAUUCAUCCACGGUUGGCCGGAUUGAACACAGAAUCUCCAACAGGAAGACAAGAAGAAGGGAGGAGUCAAGCCCAUCGUUUACCCUUGCCGCCUAGUUCUCCUACUAGUCCGUCCUCCUUGGCCAAUGGAAGAGCUGGUUUUUUCACUGAGAGCACUCAAAACUCUCUAUCAAAAUGGAAGAAAGGAAGGCUUCUUGGGAGGGGAACCUUUGGGCAUGUUUACCUUGGAUUUAACAGUGAGGGUGGACAUAUGUGUGCGAUAAAAGAAGUGAGAAUUGUUUCAGAUGAUCAGAAUUCAAGAGAAUCUCUGAAGCAACUCAACCAGGAAAUUAAUUUGUUAAGUCAGCUUUCACAUCCAAACGUUGUUAGAUACUACGGCAGUGAGCUGGCUGGAGACACAUUGUCUGUUUAUUUGGAAUAUAUCUCCGGUGGGUCUAUUCACAAAUUACUUCAAGAAUAUGGCCCCUUCAAGGAACCUGUUAUCCAGAACUACACCAGACAGAUACUCUGUGGCCUUGCUUACUUGCAUAGUAGAACCACAGUGCAUAGGGAUAUCAAAGGAGCAAACAUAUUGGUCGAUCCUACUGGUGAAAUCAAACUUGCCGAUUUUGGCAUGGCGAAACAUAUGUCGUCUUGUCAUUCGGUUCUUUCGUUUAAAGGAAGUCCUUACUGGAUGGCCCCUGAGGUAGUGAUGAAUAAGAGUGGGUAUAGCCUUGCAGUUGAUAUUUGGAGUUUGGGAUGUACUAUUCUUGAAAUGGCAAUGGCAAAACCACCUUGGAGCCAAUACGAAGGGGUGGCAGCAAUAUUCAAAAUUGGAAACAGCAAAGAUAUUCCAGAAAUUCCUGAUUUCCUAUCAAGUGAUGCUAAGAGUUUCUUGUAUCUUUGCCUUCAGCGUGAUCCAGCUGAUCGCCCCUUAGCUUCACAGUUGCUGGAUCAUCCUUUUGUUAGAGACCAAUCUGUAGGAAGGGCCCUCAAUGCUAAUGCUACAAAUGAAGCAUCUGCAUUUUCAUUUGAUGGAAGACGCAAGCCACAACCCUUGGAAAUACAUCCACGUAGAAAGAGUAUUAGCUCCUAUGACACGGAUAAUAUCAAAAGGCCAGGGGUUGCAAUCUUUGAAGCAAGGGAUAAUCCAAGAUCAAUCAUGUCGCUACCGGUUUCACCCUCAUCAAGUCCAUUACAUAGACUGGUGCCUGCCUCCAAGAGCUGUCUUCUUUCACCGCCUCACCCAUCUUAUGCUUGGCCAGGGCAAAGCAGCUACAAUAUAAAUGAUCACUCGAUAUCUCCUACAAGAGGACGUACAACUGCAGGCUUCACACUUGAUCCAUGGAUUGAGAGCACAUUUAAGACCCAAACAACACCAAGUGGGUCCAAUCAUAUGCGGCUUAUUUGAAUGUCCAGGCCAGAAGA
Beta vulgaris subsp. vulgaris (sugar beet) is the source of this 2240-nucleotide messenger RNA. RefSeq names its product mitogen-activated protein kinase kinase kinase 3. The record is from RefSeq and is a predicted model, not a curated record. NCBI's taxonomy places the organism in Eukaryota, Viridiplantae, Streptophyta, Magnoliopsida, Caryophyllales, Amaranthaceae. The coding region runs from base 277 to 2223 and encodes 648 amino acids. Gene Ontology annotation, biological process: protein phosphorylation. Gene Ontology annotation, molecular function: ATP binding; protein kinase activity. The transcript is spliced from 11 exons.